UUUUAGGAGCUUCUACUCCCAGAGCUGAACCCAGCGAGCAGCAGCAUCCCGCGGCAGGUGAAAGCUGCAGCCCGGAGGAGGAGGCUCCGUGUCCGGGGAAGCUUCAGAGGUCGAAGGCUAAAAGCCGACGGAUGCGCACCGCUUUCACCCUGGAGCAGCUGCAGAUCCUGGAGCGCAGCUUCCAGAGGUGCCACUACCUGUCGGUGCUGGAGCGGCACACCAUCGCCUCGGCCCUGCGCCUCUCCGAGACCCAGGUCAAGAUCUGGUUCCAGAACAGACGCACCAAGUGGAAGAAGGAGCGGCUGCAGGGGAAGGAGGCAGAGGAGGAUCGCGGCUUCACAUCGUGCUUCUCCUCACAUCCUGCCGGCUGCUCACCUCUGACCUUCAAGCCUCUUUACUGCCAGCAGCGCGCUCCGCUCCAGCUGUUUGCGCCACUGCCGCUGGCGCCCUAUCAUCAUUAUUAUACAUGAUGCGUAAAGCUGCACUGAGCAUCUCCAGAAUAUGGCACUGUUAUCAUCAUGUAUCAUCAUCAAGUGCCGAACAGGACUGAGUUUAGGAAAGGAAAAUGGAUGAGAAACGUUAAAUAUGUUCUAAUGUAAUUAUGCUAUAACUUAUUUUGAUAAACAUUUUUUAUUGCAGUUGUUCUCGUUUGUUCCUUGUGUCUUAUUUCAUAUUGAUUUAACCCUUUACUUGCCCCGAGGCAACAGAAAGCCUUUUUGACCCUCACACAAGAUACAGUUUUUAAAUCCAGAUAACUUGUUGGAACAAAUACAAGCAUAAAUCUAAAGAAACAUAUAAAGACGUUUUAUUUUUUCAUUUCUUUCCAAACUGUGAUUUGAUUUAAGUUGUGCAGUUAGGCUCCAUGUUGGAGAUGCAUCAGUGUGAUGUAAAAUCAGGACUCUGUCUGGCAGUAAUGAAAACAGCUAGCCUACAUUUUAACAAGUAAAGACUUUGACCUACUGGUGGCGCUAUAGAGGAAAAGUCGCAGGAUCACCAAAGUCAUUGCUACACAAGUAUUGAAUUAUUACAUAGAGAAACAGGGGACCUCAUGUAUCUUCUAAAACAAGUUGCUUGUUUUCACCUAAAAUCUGAUCAAUAACAGGGUCCAGAUUUCAGAUAAAAGAGUCG
This is a messenger RNA of Siniperca chuatsi (mandarin fish), 1128 nucleotides long. RefSeq names its product homeobox protein pnx-like. The record is from RefSeq and is a predicted model, not a curated record. Gene Ontology annotation, molecular function: DNA-binding transcription factor activity, RNA polymerase II-specific; DNA binding. Lineage: Eukaryota; Metazoa; Chordata; Actinopteri; Centrarchiformes; Sinipercidae. Gene Ontology annotation, biological process: regulation of DNA-templated transcription; neuron differentiation; central nervous system development. The coding region runs from base 132 to 470 and encodes 112 amino acids. The transcript has a single exon.